Molecule: messenger RNA, 2926 nt
Organism: Anguilla anguilla (European eel)
Lineage: Eukaryota; Metazoa; Chordata; Actinopteri; Anguilliformes; Anguillidae
Gene: arhgef38
Product: Rho guanine nucleotide exchange factor (GEF) 38
Exons: 14
Coding region: 133-2448 (771 amino acids)
Biological process (GO): intracellular signal transduction
Cellular component (GO): cytoplasm
Molecular function (GO): guanyl-nucleotide exchange factor activity; protein binding
Source: RefSeq, a predicted model, not a curated record
GAGGAUCUACCUCUGUGGAGCUGGCAGCCGGUGCACAGUGCACUGAUCCACCUGUUGCACUUCUCAGGCAGUCAGGCUCCCUAGAAACUCUGUCCUUUGGUUGGGCAGAGGUGGGAGAUCAGGGGCUUGGCCAUGGAUCCUAAGGAGGCCAGCACCUCUGAAGCUAAGGAGAAGGAGAAGGAUAAAGGAAUAAAGAGGAGAACCAGGCUGUUCCAGAGGUACCUGGAAAGGAGGAAGACAGACACCAUUGUGGCUGAUGACUGCGAGAAGGGUGACAUCAACAUCGGGACGCUAGUGAGGAGGAGCCAGUCCGAUAAGACAGAAUACAGCAGUAAACUCAAAGAAAAAAUGGCCCCACACGAGCUGUCCCCCCUCGCUUCUUCGGUCCUUGACCCUGAGGAAGUCAGGCACAGGAAGAUGAUCAGAAGGUCAAAGGUCAUCCAUGAGCUGGUGCAGACUGAGAGAGACUAUCUGACUGAUACAGAGCUUUGUAUCAGAGAAGUACUCCAGCCACUCAGAGAAGCUCAGGUUGUGGAUGUGGAUCGGCUGUUCACCAACAUGGAGUCCGUCUGCGAGGUGUCAGCCGAGCUCCUGCACAGGUUAGAGGAGGCCACUGCAGAGCCUGACCCUGAAACUCAGGUCAUAGGUGAGGUAUUCAUACAGGCCAAAGCAGUGCUGGAGGAUGUCUAUAAAGUGUAUUGCUACCAGCAUGAUGAUGCCAACAUUUUACUGAAGUCCUAUGAAAAAGAUGAAGAAAUUAAACAGCAUUUCAAGACCUGUAUAUUAUCUCUCAAGCAAAUAUAUGACCGUGAAGGGAAGCCAAACUUGCUGGACAUGGGCUCACUGCUGAUUAAGCCAGUGCAGAGGGUGAUGAAGUACCCUCUGCUGCUGGGGGAGCUGUGGCAGGCCACGCCCGAUGACCACCCCGACAGCCAGCCGAUGAAGGAGGCCCUGACCGCCGCCAAGAUCAUCAAUCUCAACAUCAAUGAGUUCAAAAGGAGGAAAGACAUUGUGAUGAAGUACAAAAGAAGUGAGGAAGAGGGGACCCUGAUUGGCAAGCUGAACAAGUUUAACAUUCACUCCAUACGCAAGAAAUCAGACAGACUGACUGGCUACCUGAAGAUUCUCACCGGGGUGGAGCCUCAGGUCAAAGAUGAACUUUUCGACAGGGAGGAAAAGCUGUUUCGGGGCCUUGAGAAGGCUGUAAGACAGCUGGUUAAAAACGUAUGUUUUUACCUCCUUCAUGCCCAGGACAUGGUCUCUGUCGCAGUGCACAACGUUCAGGACCUGGAGAAUAUUAUAAAAGACCCAGACAAGAUCGACACGAAUGGCUCCCAGUACAGGAAAAAUGGCGGCGAUCCAUACAAGCAUUUUAAGGAGAGGAUGGAGCGGCUGGUGCUAUCGCCCUUGUCCGCGCUGCAGGGCAUGUUCCUGGCCCCUCAGAAGCUCAUCCAGAAGCGCUACGACAAGCUGCUGGACUACUGCAGCCACAUGGAGCGCUCGUCCCAGGAGGAGCAGGGCGUGGCCCGCCGGGACUACGAGGCCCUCAACGCCCAGCUGCUGGAGGAGCUGCAGAGGUUCAACCACGCCGCCAGGAGGAUCCUGACCAACUGCGUGUACUGCAUGGUCGCUCUGCUGAGGGUGCUAAUGGGCUCGGCCAAGCAGAAAGCCCCACCAAUACAGCAGUUACCAGCUCCCCUGUCGAACAUCAGCGAAGUGCAGAACAGCAUCAUGGACGAGCUGAAUAACCUGGCCUUCGUCAAAGACAACGCGCCCAAGCUCAUGGAGCGCAAAGUCAGCUUUGAUAAAACUAAGAAAAUAUUGCCGCCAGAGGUCACCCGCCAGACGGAGGGCCAGAGGGCGUCGCUGCUGUCGACCUACGCGCCCGACCGGCUGUACCAGCUCAAGCGCAACUGCAACGCCACGCAGGACCAGGACAUCAGCCUGCUGGAGGGGGAGCUGGUGGCGCUGGUGGAGGACAGGGACCCCCUCGGCAGCAGCAGCCGGUGGCUGGUCGACGCGGGCGGUACACGGGGGUACGUUUACUCCUCCUUCCUGAAGCAGUACAACCCGGGACGGAGGCUGAGCGGGGCGCAGGCCGAGCCCCCCGACGACUUUGACAACCUCAGCCUGUUCGUGUCGGGCAGCGGGAGCAGCAGCCUGCGCAGCUUCAGCCUCAACACCCCCAACAGCAGCUGCGGCUCCCUCGCCGGCCUCCAGGGGGAGCCGGAGUCCCCCGAGGACCCGGACCCCGAGGACCAGCAGUUCUACGCAGUGUACGCCUUCCAGGCACGCUGUGAACAGGAGCUGACCCUGCAGGAGUACCAGCACGUGCGCAUCCUCAAAUUCUGCGAUCUCAGCGGCAAUAAGGAAUGGUGGCUGGCGGAGGCCAAUGGACAGAGGGGAUACGUGCCCUCCAACUACCUCGGGAAGAUGUCUUAUGCUUAGCCGCCGACAAGUGAAGGAACAGCCGCAUAGGACCUGAUCGUCGCGCCCCAAUCCGUCUUUCUGUUCUGUCCAUUUCUUAUUUUUAUCCGAUAGAUAAGAAUGUGAAAGAAGCGUAACCCUUGCACUAUGACUUUCGUUCGAGGCACUUAGUAUUGCUACCUGCAGUGUUUAAUUAUGUGUUAUGCAUGAAUUGUCAAUGUGGAAUGUCGAUUGAAGUCUGUUAUAUUUUAGUAUGUUUUAUACAGAAAUGCACGCGUACAAACAUUCAUAAAUUCACCAAACAAAUGUAUUUUGACAGAGUUGUUAUAUGAAGAAAAUGUAUAAGAAAUAUAAGAAAUCUAAGUAAUAUGAAUCAUUAUAAUUAAUAUAUUGUCAAAUUGUUGGAAGAUUUAACUUUAUAAUGAAUGAAAUGGCAAUUCCAGAUGUGUCUAUAUUGAAUGAUAUUGCUACUUUAUGAUGAAUAAAGAUUUAUCCUGUU